AAUGGGAGCUCACUGACAUGGUGGUGUGGGUGACCGGAGCAUCAAGUGGGAUUGGCGAGGAGCUGGCCUACCAGUUAUCUAAACUAGGAGUUUCCCUUGUAUUGUCAGCCAGAAGAGUGCAGGAGUUGGAAAGGGUGAAAAGAAGAUGCCUAGAGAAUGGUAACUUAAAAGGAAAAGAUGUACUUGUUUUGCCACUUGACCUCAUGGACAGAAGUUCCCAUGAAGCAGCCACCAAAGCUGUUCUCCAGGAAUUUGGCAGGAUCGACGUUCUGGUCAACAAUGGUGGAAUUAGCCAGCGUUCUUUGUGUGUGGAGACCAGCCUGGAUGUCUACAAGGAGCUAAUGGAGCUUAACUACUUAGGGACAGUGUCCUUGACAAAGUGUGUCCUGCCUCACAUGAUCGAGAGGAAGCAAGGAAAGAUUGUUACUGUGAAUAGCCUCCAGGGCAUCUUAUCUGCACCCCUUUCCACUGGAUAUUGUGCCAGCAAACAUGCUCUUCGGGGUUUUUUUAAUGGCCUCCGGACAGAACUUGCCGCAUACCCAGGUAUAGUAGUUUCUAACAUUCACCCUGGACCUGUGCAAUCAAAUAUUGUGAAGAAUGCCCUAACUGAAGAAGUCACAAAGACUGUAGGCUCUAACGGAGACCAGUCCCAUAAGAUGCCAACCAGUCGUUGUGUGCGGCUGAUGUUAAUUGGCAUGGCCAACGACUUGAAAGAGGUCUGGAUUUCGGAUCAGCCUUUAUUGUCAGUGACCUAUUUGUGGCAAUAUAUGCCUACCUGGGCCUGGUGGAUAACUGGCAAGUUAGGAAAGAAAAGGAUCGAGAACUUUAAGAGUGGUGUGGAUGCAGACUCUUCUUAUUUUAACAUCUUCAAGAAAAAGCAUGACUGAAAGGAGCACUUGCAGUUUUCAAGCCCCUGGAGUGAGAAAUGUCGAACUUGAAAAUAGCAAUCUUAUGUAUUGAAGAUUAAUUGAAAACUAAUUUGUGAUUUUACUUUUUGACAGAUACAACUUUCCUUUUAACAUAGAAUGAAUAAAAAAGUGAAAGACUGCCAUGAA
This is a messenger RNA of Tupaia belangeri chinensis (Chinese tree shrew), 1055 nucleotides long. It is a transcript of the gene DHRS7, whose product is annotated as dehydrogenase/reductase 7. The record is from RefSeq and is a predicted model, not a curated record. Gene Ontology annotation, molecular function: oxidoreductase activity. Lineage: Eukaryota; Metazoa; Chordata; Mammalia; Scandentia; Tupaiidae.